This is a messenger RNA of Morchella importuna, 4221 nucleotides long. RefSeq lists its product as uncharacterized. Gene Ontology annotation, molecular function: histone binding; DNA binding; nucleosome binding. The record is from RefSeq and is a predicted model, not a curated record. Gene Ontology annotation, cellular component: transcription elongation factor complex. The transcript has 9 exons. NCBI's taxonomy places the organism in Eukaryota, Fungi, Ascomycota, Pezizomycetes, Pezizales, Morchellaceae. Bases 1 to 4221 code for a protein of 1406 amino acids. Gene Ontology annotation, biological process: positive regulation of transcription elongation by RNA polymerase II; transcription elongation by RNA polymerase II; mRNA transcription by RNA polymerase II.
AUGGCUCUAGGCGAUUUCAUUGAACGCGAGGCGCAGCUAGAUGAUGAGGAGGAGGAUGAAGAACUAGACGAUGAUCUCGCUGGCGAGCACAGGAAAUCAGGGUUAAAUGGGAAGCAGAAGCGACAAGAUCCCGAAGACAGCAGUGAAGAAGAGGAUGACGAUGAUGACGAGGAGGCCGCCAAAAUUGCGCAAGGCUUCAUUGUUGACGAUGAGGAUGAGGAUGAAGAAGAGCAAGAUGAUGGGUCCAAAGUAAUGGUCAAAGGGCGGAAGAAGAAAAGGUCGAGGUCCCAACGCGAAGAUGAUGAGGAAGAGGGUCUGGACGAAGAUGAUUUCGACCUAAUUGGGGAGAACACUGGCUUUGAGGUCCAUAGAGCGAGCUUGAAACGCCUCAAACGAGGUCCACAAGGCGACGAUGGCCGUCGUAGGAAGCAAUCACGCGACCUCGAUGAUAUUUUCUCUGAUGAGGAAGCCGAUGCCCCUGGGGAACCCGAUGACGAUGACGAAGGCCUCAACUCUGGAGACGAGGGACGUCAAGGAGGAAGUGACGAUGAUAUGCAGAUGGCCGGACAAAGAAGUAGGGGUGGGGAUCGAGGCAGAGUCAGCUAUGCACCCGAGCACCUGAACCUCCGUGAAGGCGCAAUAUCAGAUAUGCAGGAUAUAUUCGGACGAGGAGACGAGUACGACUUUGCGCUUAUUACUGAGGAGGACCAGGAGGAAGAAGGCGAGGAUAAAGUGAAGGAUUUGGAGCUGAAGGACGUCUUUGAGCCUAGCGAAUUGGCUGAACGUAUGCUUACGGAUGAAGACAAUGAAAUACGUUUGAAUGAUGUACCAGAAAGAUACCAGAUCGCCCGCAAGCCAUACGCCCAUCUUCGAAUUGGUCGUGAUGAAAUUGACGAGGAAGGAGAUUGGAUUUCAAAGUUCUUGAUUCCUAAAAAGAGGCUAACAUCACAUCUUGUGGAGGCGUUGGUGAAGGCUAUUAAGAAAAUCCUAGAGUUCUUUAUUCUUGAAGAUAUGGAGGUUCCUUUUGUCUUUCAGCAUCGGAAAGACUACUUAAUCCACGCAGAGAAAGUACCCAAACGCCAGUAUAAUGAUAAUGAAGCACAGUAUGAGAUUGUAGCUGAAAGGCUUAUAUCUCAGGAUGAUCUUUGGGAGAUCCUUGAGCUCGAUCUUAAGUUCCGGGCCUAUUUUGACAAACGUCACGCUUUCAUGCGCACCUAUGACCAGCUUAAGCACCACGCCAACGUCGAAGACAGAGAGGCUGAGGAAGGUAUAAGAUACGCCGAAACAAGCGAUCAACUCCAGGACAUGCACGAUUAUAUACAUUUUCGCUAUCAUUCACAGCUCAAAGACAUCGCUUUAAACGGUGUAGAAGGUCGUGGAAAUCAUUUCCGUAGACCCGGAAAUGCCAAGACGAUGUUUGAACGAAUUCGCAAUGGUAAGGUCUACGGACUAGUCCGGGCCUUUGGUAUAUCCGCAUCGCAGUUUUCAGUCAAUGUGCAAUUGGACCAGAAGCGCGAGUUUGCAGAGGAUCCAUUGGACUAUCCGCAUACCAUGUCAGACGAGUACAUCGAAAUUCCGGAGUUCGCAUCUGGCGAGUCGGCACUACAGGCCGCAAAGUUUAUGCUUGCGGAGGAGAUGUUCACCAAUCCAAGCUUAAGAAAGGCAUUGAGGGAGAGGUGGUUCACAAGGAGUUUGAUACAUGUCAACGUUACAGAAAAGGGUGUAAAGAAGAUUGACGAGCAACACCAAUACUACGAAUUCAAAUACCUUCGAAAUCAGACAAUGCAGGCCAUCGCGGCGCAGCCAGGAAUGUACCUCCGUAUGAUGAAGGCUGAAAGUGAUGGGUUGGUGGAGAUAAACAUCGAGCUGCAGAAUGAGGAGGGUUACACUCGCAGGCUUUACGAUUAUAUCACGUCUGAAAAUGUCAGUGAUAUUGCUGAUGCCUGGAACAAAGAGCGCAAAGACGUCGUUGAUCUCGCGAUGGCAAAGUUCAGAGUCAUGUUCCAAAAGAACGUGAAGGAUGAAUUGAGAACUGCCUGCGAGGACGCUGUGGCAUCCGAGUGUCGAAGGAAUUAUUCAAAGAAACUCGACCAAGCACCCUACAAACCUAAAGCUUUGAAGUUGGGCGAGAUCCCGCGAGUUUUCGCCCUUUCAAACGGUCAGGGAGAGCGUGGUAGGGAUGCUCUUGUUGGUAUAUUCAGAGACGAAGACGGCCGAGUUCUCGAAAGCGUUAAAUACUCGGACCUUAAAGAUGAGAAAUCUCGACAAGAGCUAGUCGACGCUCUUCAGCGGAGGAAGCCAGAUGUCAUUGGUGUAAGCGGCUUCAGCGUUCAAACACAUAAGCUCGUCGAGGACCUCCGGCAGCUUGUUGAGCAGAAUGACAUCGUGGUUACUGGAGAAGAGGACGAAAAAAUCCCGAUCGAGGUGGUCUACGUCAAUGAUGAGGUUGCGCGUUUAUAUCAUAAUAGCGAGAGGGCUAUGGUGGACCAUCCCGAUCUUCCCCCGCUUGCCCGCUAUUGUGUUGCGUUGGCUAGAUAUGUGCAAAAUCCUUUGUUGGAAUAUGCUGGAUUGGGAAAAGAUAUUGUGUCAAUUGUGUUUCACCCUGCCCAGCAGCUUCUACCCGAGGAUAAAUUGCAGAGAUCAUUAGACUCUGCCAUUGUUGAUAUGGUGAACCUUGUGGGAGUUGAUAUUAAUGAGGCUGCAAGUAAGCCUUACGUUGCAACAUUAGUUCCCUAUGUCUGUGGUCUUGGUCCUAGGAAAGCCACCAGUGUCUUGAAGACAAUUCAAGCCAAUGGAGGGAGAGUUUCAAGCCGUAUUGAGCUUUUGGGUGACAACGAGAAAGGGCUGGGCACGGUCGUUGGUCCAAGGGUGUUUGUGAAUUGUGCUAGUUUCCUCAUAAUUCCUCACGAUCCCUCAGACCGAAACUCGGAUUACCUUGACAACACUAGAGUCCACCCUGAGGAUUAUGAUCUAGGGCGAAAGAUGGCCGCAGAUGCUCUUGACAUUGAUGAAGAGGAUGUCGCUGCUAUGGUAGUUGACGGUGGUCCUGGUGCUGUUAUCAACGAACUUAUCAACGGCCAGGAAGAUAAGGUCAAUGAGUUGAGUUUGGAGGACUAUGCUGAGGAGCUAGAGCGUAACUUUAACCAGAAAAAGCGUGCCACGCUUGAAACUAUCCGUGCCGAACUUCAGCACGCAUAUGAGGAACUCCGUAAUAGGUUUAACAAGCUUAGCACCGAAGAAAUCUUUACUAUGCUUACAGGUGAAACCCGCGAGACUCUGGAUGAAGGGAUGGUCGUGCCCGUCAAUAUUAGGCGUGUCACAGACAGAUUUAUUGCUGCUCGCCUUGACUGCGGGAUUGAGGGGAACGUCUCUAUCGAUGAAAUGCACAAUGGGACAUCACACUUCACCCCCAGCAGCAUGUACUCCAUCGGACAAACAGUCCAAGCUAGAAUUGAAAACAUCAACACAAGGACAUUCUACGCCGAGCUUUCACUGCGGGAGGACAAAGUGCGGAACCCAAAACGCAAGAAUCCGGACGUGCCGCAAGAGGAAUGGGACGACGCCCGAGAGGAACGAGACAAGGCCCGCCUAGCCGUUACCAACCAAGAACAGACUCGCACCGCAAGGGUCAUCAAACAUCCACUUUUCAAGCCAUUCAACAGCAGACAAGCAGAGGAGUUCCUUGCAGGUCAGAGCCGAGGAGACGCUGUCAUCCGACCUUCCUCUAACGGCCCUGAUCACAUUGCUGUUACGUGGAAAGUCAGUGAUAACAUCUACCAACAUAUUGAUGUACUGGAGCUUGACAAGGAGAAUGAGUUCACUGUCGGAAGAACAUUGAGGGUCGGCGGAAGGUUCUCGUACAGUGAUUUGGACGAGCUGAUCGUCAACCACAUUAAGGCCAUGGCCCGAAAGGUCGACGAGUUGACACACAAUAGCAAGUUCCGAUCAGGAACCAAGGCUGACUGUGAGAAAUGGCUCGAGAAGUACUGUGAAGCCAACCCGAAGCGGUCAACAUAUGGCUUCUGCUUUGACACAAAGCACCCCGGUUACUUCCUCCUCAUGUUCAAGGCCGGCGCUGCAUCGCCGGUGGGGAGUUGGCCAGUGAAGAUCAUCCCGUCCGCUUUCCAGCUGAGAGAUACACCGUUCCCGGAUAUGAUGACUUUGUGCAAUGGUUUCAAAACUAUGUUCAUGCAUUCGCAAAAAUCACGUGCGAGGAUGUAA